Molecule: messenger RNA, 5350 nt
Organism: Equus quagga
Lineage: Eukaryota; Metazoa; Chordata; Mammalia; Perissodactyla; Equidae
Gene: RHPN1
Product: rhophilin Rho GTPase binding protein 1
Exons: 15
Coding region: 3258-5162 (634 amino acids)
Biological process (GO): signal transduction; negative regulation of stress fiber assembly
Molecular function (GO): protein binding
Source: RefSeq, a predicted model, not a curated record
UUCCUGCCACCUGGAAAGUCUAACCUGACCUCUGCUACUGGCUGGAGUGAGGCUGCCUCCUAAACCAGCUAUAAUGCUCAGAGUUGGGCGGGGCUAUUUAGCUGUUCAUGUGGAAGCUGUGCCUGGGUCUGAAGCCCCCAUGGACCAGUGUGGGUGAUGUGUCUCUGCCCCGAGAGUAAGGAGGCCUGGUGCCCAGGGGGUGCUCCCCUGGCCCUAGUGUCCAGCGGGCAGUUACCUGGCCUUCAUGGGCAGUUACCUGACCCUGGUGUCCAGUGAGCGCUCACCAUCUCCAGGAAGGCACCCACUGAACAGCAGCCUGGGCCCAGUUAGAGGGGGCUUUGGGAGUGGGGGUGCCCUGGAGGCAGUCAGGAACCACCAGUGCCCAAGUGAAUAUCAGAGGGCGUGGGGGUGGUGGCCACAUGGCAGGCUUGAGUGGGCAGAUCUGUGGUCCAUCUAGCAUAUGUGUGGCUGUUGCCACUAUGUCCUGGGAGACCCCCUUGGCAGCGAUGCCCACUGGGCUCUGUUCCCCCAGCAGUGUGUGGGGGAUGGGUGCUGGGCUUCUGCCCUCCUGGGGUGUCCACUUUCUCUGUGUUCAGGUGAGAUCAUGGGGGAGGGAACGGGAAGGGUCCCUGAGGCUGGUGGGGUGUCAGCAGGCAAGGCACCCAUGGCAAGGGUUCCAAGAGGAGGAAGCUGGUCUGCCAGGCGUGGGGGCCUCUCCCUGGGAACUGACCGAGGCAGGGAGGGCCUGGGGGAGGGCAUGGGGCCCGGCCUUGCCAAUGGUCUUGCUCUUUGUUCCAGGCCCUGUGCUGGCCUAACCAUCUCCUCACUUUGCCAGUUCUGGCCACCAUCCAUGCCGUUUCCUCCCAGGCUCCUAGGGACCAUGAGGCUGGUGCUUCCGGGCAGCAGGAGCCACUACACCUGUGCCUGUCAGGGCCACAGCAGUGAGGGCAGAUCCCUUCACCACGGGCCCGGCGUCACCCAAUGUGGAAAACAGGCAUGAGCGCGGCUGUUGGGUCUGCCCAGCCCUGAAGAUCCAGUUCUGGUCCCUGGCUCCUACACCUCCCCACCCAGGUCACGCCAGCUGGCUGGCCUUCUGGAGGGGGCGUUAGGGUCAGAGGCCCAUGAGGGGUGCUGCAGAGCCGAGAGCAGACCCCGGCUCAAAGGCUGCGGCUCUCCCCCUUCCCAGCAGAUCUCUCCAGGGGUGCUCGACUUUGGAGACCAAGUGAACUGUGUUGCUGAGGACAGUCCUGCUGAGCUGGCAGCACGUGGACCCCUCUCCCCAGGGAGACGGCCAAGGCUGCUCACCCAGAACCCGUGGCACCUGCUGGAGCUUUGCACUCAGACCUUUGGAGGGAGAGGGCUGUAGCUUUGCCAUGGCCUCCCCCUCCCUCUGCAGACUUUCAGGCCUCCUGGAAGGGAGACUACGCAUGUCCUUGGCUCAUUCUCUCACGUACAGAGCAGGUUUGGGGAGCACCUCGAAGAGGAGGCCAGGCCAGCAGGAAGACAGGCACUCAGCCAGCAGAGUGGAGAAGGAGGGCCUUGUUUUGUCUUGUUCCCUCCCUGUGCCACCCUGAGACCAGUCCCCCUCCCACCUCCAGAUGACAGCCCGCCCAGGGUCCCACAGCCGGGAGGCCUCCUUGUCCACUGCUCUUUCUCCUCUCGCUCACUGGGGACAAGUCUGCUCUCCCCCAUUACCUAAGGAUCACUUGGUGGCCUCCUGCCCUUCAAGUCCCAGAAGAAUGCCUCCUCCUACAGAAAGUCCUCUGUGAUUGCUGUCUCUUGAGAAUGCUGGAGUCUGGUGGAAAUGUUGGGCGGUAAUCCACAGUGACCAUGCACCACGAGCUCUCUCCACGUGAGGGUGUGACAUUAGGGUGUCACUGCGAGGGGCUAGAACAAGUUAGAGCCCCCAGAAGGUCUGAAACUGCCCUGUGCAUGAUGGGGGGCACACCAAGGGAACGAAGCCAUGCUUCCUCGGAUACGUGGAAGAGAGUAGAUGCUGCAGGACUGCGUGAAUAAACCUUCCUCUGGUCCCGGCCACGGGGCAGGGUCUUGUGGGGCACUGUGCCUCAUCCCUGCUCUGUUCUGGGGCUGGUGACUGCCUACAGGGAUGGUGCCCAGGGAAGGUGCAUUCUGAGAAGUCCUUCCUGACUCCUGGGCUGGUGACUGACCCAGACAGGGGAUCCCUAAAUGGCCAGGAGGAGGUUUGGUGGCCACAGCUGCACCGGUCCCCCUGGGGCCCUGAAAGCCACUCCCGCUCCCUCUCCCCUCGCCAGCCACUGAGGAAGGCCCUGACCCUCCCCAGCUGGAGCCCACCAGUCACCCUUUCCCUGGAGGGGCGUCACCACAGCCAGGAGCCCGUACAUUGCCGCUUUAAGCUGCCGCAAGGCUCUCCUGCCUGGCCCCUGAGACGUAGGCAGGCUGGCAGGAUUGCCCUGCAUAGUGAGGAGUCAUAGCUGAGGCAGGGAGUGGGCAGCCAGGAGGCCUGGCUUGCUGCCUGUGAGCCGAGCGACUGUGGGCCUGUGUUUUGGCCAUUUGCCCAAAGGGACACCGCCAGUAAGCAGCUGGCUGGGACAGAGCCAGCCCGGGGUCAGCAUGGGUGGAGGACCACAGAGAGAGGGGUGGGGCAGGCACAAAAGCCAGCCUCCAGCACCCCAGUCAGGCCCUUUCCUUUAGGGCCUCAGAGAGAGCUGGGGUAGCCGCCUGCCCCCACCCGUGCCUAAUGAUGUGCUGGAAUAACUGUGUGGGCGGGAUGGGUUAUGGGGUCACAGAACAAAAUUCCAAAGUGCAGCAGGAUGUGUGAUGAGCAGUUGGCCGCCCCCUGCCCGGGGCUCCCAGAGGUGACUGCAUGUUUGGGCUGGGCUGGUGAGACCCAGAGCCCCGUCACACUGGCGCUCAGCUUCUUCCUGGGGCCCCAGUCCCAGCCGUGUCCCCCACCUACCAUGUUCUUCCUGGCCUGACCGCCCUCUGCUCCCCUCUUUCCUGACACCACCUGCUGUGCCCGGGCUCUGUGCUCAUCCGGCCAGACCAGGAGGGCUGGCACAGGCUCCACCCAUGGUGACCACCUGUUCCCUCUGGGCAGGAGUCCCCUGGCCCAACCUCAGGGGCACUGUGCUCUUGUGAGCUGCUGACAGAGGCACAGCCUGGCCCCAUGACCCGUGGUCUUUCCACAGGGCUGUGACCCACUGGCACAGACACAGCGAGGCCGCCCGCAGAGCCGCAGGGCCCGGAUCCACCAGCAGAUCAACAAGGAGCUGCGGAUGCGGACAGGCGCUGAGAACCUCUACAGAGCCACCAGCAACGCCCGGGUCAGGGAGACGGUGGCGCUAGAGCUGAGCUACGUCAACUCCAGCCUGCAGCUGCUGAAGGAGGAGCUGGAGGAACUCAAUAGCAAUGUGGACGUGGACCGGCCUGAGAGCGAAGGUAUUACUGUCCCCAUGAUCCCCCUGGGGCUGAAGGAGACCAAGGAGCUGGACUGGUCCACACCCCUGAAGGGCCUCCCCUCCGCUGUGGUCUUGCCCACGUCAGCUGGGAGACUCCAGGGAAGGCCAGCGCCUGCCCUCCCCCUCAAUCAGGAGCUGAUCUCGGGGCACUUUGGAGAGGAUGGCACCUCCUACGAGGCCGAAAUCAGGGAGCUGGAGGACCUGCGGCAGGCCAUGCGGACACCCAGCCGGAGCGAGGCGGGCCUGGAGCUCCUCAUGGCCUACUACAACCAGCUCUGCUUCCUGGACGCGCGCUUCGUGGCCCCUGCCAGGAGCCUCGCGCUGCUCUUCCACUGGUACGACUCACUCACGGGGGUCCCAGCCCAGCAGCGGGCCCUGGCCUUCGAGAAGGGCAGCGUGCUCUUCAACAUCGGUGCCCUCCACACCCAGAUUGGGGCUCGCCAGGACCGCUCCUGUCCCGAGGGCACCAGCCGUGCGGCAGAGGCCUUUCGGAGGGCUGCUGGGGCCUUCAGUCUGCUGAGGGAGAACUUCUCCCGUGCGCCGAGCCCCGACAUGAGCCCUGCCUCGCUCUCCAUGCUGGAGCAGCUCAUGACCGCCCAGGCCCAGGAGUGUGUCUUUGAGGGCCUCUUGCUGCCGGCCCCUACCGCCCCCCACAACUGCCUGGCCCAGCUGUACCUGGCUCAGGAGGCUGCCCAGGUGGCAGCUGAGUACGGGCUGGCACACGGGACCAUGGCCCAGCCACCCAUUCGCGACUACGUGCCCUUCCCCUGGACCACCCUGGUGCGCGUCAAGGCCGAGUACUUCCGCGCCCUAGCCCACUACCACGCAGCCGUGGCCCUCUGUGAUGGCCCCCUGGCAGCUGAGGAGUUCCCGGCACUCGAGCAGGUCUUCCUAGGGCUUCCAGCCUCAGCUGAGCCGCAGGGACCCGCGCUGCUGCAGGAACCGGAGGAGCGGAGGAAGCUCGGCAAGGCCCACCUGAAGCGCGCCAUCCUCGGCCAGGAGGAGGCGCUGCGGCUGCACGCGGUGUGCCGUGCCCUGCGCAGGGUGGACCUGCUGCAGGCGGUGCUGGUCCAGGCGCUGCAGCGCUCGCUGGCCAAGUACUCGGAGCUCGACCUCGAGGAUGACUUUUUCGAGGCCACCGAGGCCCCUGACAUCCUGCGUGAGCAGCCAGCCAAGACACAUAAGAGGCCGGAGAUCAGGGCUCCCAGCUUCUCCCGGGUGAAAGUGGCUGACAUCUUCCACCGGCUGGGGCCCCUGUCCGUGUUCUCCGCCAAGAACCGCUGGCGGCUAGUGGGGCCCAUCCACGUGACCCGAGGAGAAGGUGGCUUUGGCUUCACGCUGAGGGGAGACUCGCCCGUCCUCAUCGCUGCCGUCGUUCCAGGGGGCAGAGCUGCGGCGGCUGGCCUACAGGAGGGCGACUACAUUGUGUCCGUGAACGGGCAGCCGUGCAAGUGGUGGAAGCAUGCUGAGGUGGUGGCCCAGCUGAAGGGUGUGGGUGAUGAGGGUGCCAGCCUGCAGGUGGUGACGCUGUUGCCCAGCGCUGAGCCACCUGGCACGGGGGACCGCCGGCCGGCCCUGGGGGGGCUUCUGAGGAGCCAGAAGGAGUGUGGCUGGGAGAUGCCAGCACCUGCACGAGCCAGCCCCAGGCCCCUCCUUGGCUGGGGCCGCAAGGCCAAGAGGGGCAAGACUGGAGAGAGGCUGUCCCCAGCCCCACACCCCUGAGCUGUGCACUGCCCUCGCUCUCUGGGUGCCUGGGGUGGCGGGGAGGGGCCAGCUCCCCACACACCUGGCGCUGGCCAGGCUCUAGCUGGCUGGGAGCGGCCCCCCUUGUGCCCUCACCCACCGCGGGGGACCUUCACGUCAGGUCGCUGCCCUGCCCAGUGCGUGGAGCCACUGAUUAAAGGCCAUGU